Molecule: messenger RNA, 1820 nt
Organism: Melozone crissalis (California towhee)
Lineage: Eukaryota; Metazoa; Chordata; Aves; Passeriformes; Passerellidae
Gene: UFSP2
Product: UFM1 specific peptidase 2
Exons: 12
Coding region: 226-1614 (462 amino acids)
Source: RefSeq, a predicted model, not a curated record
CGGGCAGAACAUGAUGCCCAGGAAGUUUCACCUGAACAGAGAAAGAGCUUCUUUACUGUGCAGUGACAGCCCCGGAACAGAUUGUCCAGAGACAGUGUGGAGUCUCCCUCAGUGCAGAGACUCGGCAACUGUCUGGACACGAUCCUGUGCUAUGUGUUCUAGGAUGACCCUGCUUGAGCAAGGACAUUGGAACACCACCCUAACAAUAAGGUAACUCUAGAAGCUAUGGAUAUACUCUUCAGAAUCAGAGGAGGCUUGGAUCUUGCAUUUCAGCUUGCAACGACUGACGAGGCAUCAACAAAAAAGGCAUUAGGAUAUGUUUUCAGUGAUCUUGAAAACAAGCUGUCCUCCGAGGUUCUUGUAUUCAGAAUUUGCCACAGUUCAGUCUAUGUGUGGCCUAACAAUGGCAUGAGCACAGUUCCAGAGCUGACUGAUGAGUCUGCAUGUAAGGAGAUAAAAAGAUUUAUACAAUUUGAUCAAGAUGAUGAGACCAAACGAAAGCUUGGCAAAAAAAAGGAUAAAAAGUUACAGGAUACGCAGCAGAUAAUCAAUGUAGACCUCAUGUUGGAAAUGACAUCUUCAUUAGCUGCUCUGGCUCCAGUCAUUGAAAGGGAAAAGAAGGAGCACCACUACAUAAAUAUGACAUUACCAGUUGAUGUUGUUGUAUCUGUUUCUCCAGAAGAGCCAUGGGGAAAGGUACAAAAUCUCCUAGUGAAAGCAAUUCAUGGGCAAUUGACUGACAUGGAAAGAUGUAUCAUGAAAUAUGUGAAAGGAACAUCAAUUGUGGUACCAGAACAAUUUCAUUUCAUGUUACCAGGAAAAAAUCACCUCGUGACAGUCUCAUAUCCUACGGGUAUUUCAGAUGAUCAGCUGGAAAGUUACAGAAAGGAAUUGCAUGGGUUAUACAAUCUGCCUUGUGACAGACCAUAUUUCAAGAGAGCAAAUGCUUAUCAUUUUCCAGAUGAACCAUAUAAAGAUGGAUAUCUCAGAAAUCCACAUUUACAUCUUAGUUCACCUGGCAUGGAGUCUGGUAUGGUGUAUUUAGUGCAAGGUGUGUACAGUUAUCACCACUACAUGCAGGACCGCAUCGAUGACAGUGGCUGGGGCUGUGCCUAUCGCUCUCUGCAGACAAUCUGCUCUUGGUUCAAGCACCAAGGCUACAUGGACAGACCUAUACCAACACACAAGGAAAUUCAACAGGCACUGGUUGAUGCUGGAGACAAGCCUGCAGCGUUUGUUGGCUCACGGCAAUGGAUUGGUUCGAUUGAGGUGCAGCUUGUUUUGAAUCAGCUUUUUGGAAUAACAUCCAAAAUAUUGUUUGUCAGCCAGGGUUCUGAAUUAGCAUUGCAGGGAAGAGAGCUUGCUAAUCAUUUCAAGACUGAGGGAACUCCAGUUAUGAUUGGUGGAGGUGUUUUGGCUCACACAAUAUUAGGAGUGGCUUGGAAUGAGACUACAGGGCACAUUAAAUACUUGAUUCUAGACCCACAUUAUACUGGAGGAGAAGAUCUGCAUGUUAUAUUGGAAAAGGGCUGGUGUGGCUGGAAGGGCCCGGAGUUUUGGAACAAGGACGCCUACUAUAACCUGUGCCUACCUCAACGACCCAAGGCUAUUUAAAUUCACUCUCAUGCUGAAUAUGCUGAGACAGAACAGUAGCUAAACUAGAUAAAACUCUCCUGUUAUUUAUCAAAAUAAUGCUUUAAGUCAAUCAAAACCCAGUUGAAAUAGAAAUGUUGGUUGAAUGACUUAAAUUAAGAAACUAUUUUUUUUAAAUGAAACCUCUAGAAAUAAGAGUUACCUGCUUUGAACUGUAUUCCUUAUAA